UGAGCGUCAUUGUUGUCUUGGGGUCACAUCCAAAUAUAAGCACUAUCUUUAAAUGAAUCUGAGUCUUUUUGCCUCCAAAAUGUAAGGUGGACCUGCAGUGCAAGCCAUAUGACAGAAGAUAUUUACAUAGUGGUGCCCAAGGAGUGAAACCAUGCCUGCACAGUGAUAGAUCAAUUGAUAAAAAAGCAACAAAGUUAUUUCGUUCACGUACGGAGCAUUUGGAAAGCAAAGAACAUCAGGACAGUGGUGAGAUAUUUACUUCAAGAAGAAGAUUUUGUUUUCAUAAAAAAAAUAUGCAAUAGAGAUCAACAACCAACAUAAGUGUUAGUGUUGUGAUUAAAUUAUAUUUAUAGUGUUGUUCAUGAAUGAAUUAGUUCACACAUUGAUGUUCUGAGGCCAGAUGUGUAGUAAAAUUGUGUUCUCACAUCAUGAAGAAGUUCACAAAGAUGAAAAAUGCCCAUGCUGUGAAACAGUUUAAUACUGGAAAGGAAAAAGUACUAGUAGUGAUAACCAUGGAAGAACUCAUAUAUCCGUCAAUCAAAGGUAACAAAUAAUUACCUAGUUAAUUUAUUGGUUGGAAUUGUUAAAAUCAUGAAAGAAUUCAAAUGCCAGUACUGUGGUAAGACAUUUAACAUUAAACAAAAUUGCAUUGUUCAUGAAAGAAUUCACACUGGAGAGAAACCUUACAAAUGCCAGUAUUGUGACAAGGCAUUUGCUAAACCAUGUGAUUUUGUCAAUCAUGAAAGAAUUCACACUGGAGAGAAACCAUACAAAUGCCAGUAUUGUAAUAAGGCAUUUAGUAAAAAAUGCAAUUGCAAUGUUCAUGAAAAAAAUCACUCAGAAGAGAAACCCUUCAAAUGCCAGUUCUGUGAUAAGAAAUUUAUUCAGCAACGGGAUUACAUUCGUCAUGAAAGAAUUCACACUGGAGAGAAAACAUACAAAUGCCAGUACUGUGAUAAGACAUUUAUUCGAAAAGAUCACUGCAGUGUUCAUGAAAAAAUUCACACUGGAGAGAAACCAUAUGAAUGCCAGUACUGUAAUAAGGCAUUUAUCAUAAAACAGAAUUGUAUUGUUCAUGAAAGAGUUCACACUGGAGAGAAACCAUACGAAUGCCAAUAUUGUGAUCAGAAGUUUACUCAACAAUGGGAUUGUGUCAUUCAUGAAAGGAUUCACACUGGAGGGAAACCAUACAAAUGCCAACACUGUGAUAAGGCAUUUAAUAGAAAACACAAUUGCAUUGUUCAUGAAAAAAGUCACACCGGAGAGAAACCAUACAAAUGCCAAUAUUGUGAUAAGAAGUUUACGCAACAAUGCAAUUGUGUCAUUCAUGAAAGGAUUCACACUGGAGAGAAACCAUACAAAUGCCAGUAUUGUAAUAAGACAUAUAACAGAAAAUACAGUUGCAUUGUUCAUGAAAAAAUCACACUGGAGAGAAACCAUACAAAUGCCAAUAUUGUGAUAUGAAGUUUACGCGACAGUGCGAUUGUGUCAUUCAUGAAAGGAUUCACACUGGAGAGAAACCAUACAAAUGCCAGUAUUGUAAUAAGGCAUUUAACAGAAAAUACAGUUGCAUUGUUCAUGAAAAAAGUCACACUGGAGAGAAUCUCUACAAAUGUAAGUUCUGCGACAAGAAAUUUACCCAAAAA
Messenger RNA from Lingula anatina, 1646 nucleotides. RefSeq lists its product as uncharacterized. Lineage: Eukaryota; Metazoa; Brachiopoda; Lingulata; Lingulida; Lingulidae. Gene Ontology annotation, biological process: regulation of transcription by RNA polymerase II. Gene Ontology annotation, cellular component: nucleus. Gene Ontology annotation, molecular function: DNA-binding transcription factor activity, RNA polymerase II-specific. The record is from RefSeq and is a predicted model, not a curated record.